UCUUCACUCUCUUUUCUCUCCACUGUUGGAACAAUACGAAAACAAAAUGGGGUUUGCAAAAAAUGCCUUGGGAGCCUUUCUUCUUCUUGUUUUGAUUUUGUCAGUAGCUCAUGGGGAUCCUCUUGUUCCUGCACUCUGCAUCUUUGGGGACUCUGUAGUUGAUGCAGGCAACAACAACAACCUUGCCACCCUUGUCAAGGCAAACUUCCCUCCUUAUGGAAGAGACUUUGUUACUCACAGGCCAACAGGAAGGUUCUGCAAUGGAAAGCUAGCCACAGACUUCACUGCCGAGUACCUCGGGUUCACUUCAUACCCGCCACCUUACCUUAGCCAGGAGGCACAGGGGAAGAACCUCUUGCAGGGAGCCAACUUUGCCUCAGCUUCUUCUGGUUAUUAUGACAGGACAGCACAGUUAUAUCGUGCUAUUUCAUUGACCCAGCAGGUAGAAUACUACAAGGAAUACCAAGCAAAAGUUGUAAGGCUGGUAGGAAAAGCUAGAGCUCAUGAUAUAUUCUCUGGCGGAAUCCACCUUCUGAGUGCUGGGAGUAGUGAUUUCGUUCAGAACUACUAUAUCAACCCCCUCCUUAACAGGGCCUACUCGGCCGAUCAAUUCUCAGAUAUUCUCAUGAAAUCCUACACUACUUUUGUUCAGAAUCUAUACGGUUUAGGGGUAAGGAAGAUUGGAGUGACAACCUUACCGCCAACUGGGUGUUUGCCUGCAGCUAUCACCCUCUUCAGCUCGGGGUCCAACCAGUGUGUUGCAAGGUUAAAUCAAGACGCCAUUAACUUCAACAGUAAGCUAAACAUCACAUCUCAAGUUUUGCAAGAUAAGCUUCCUGGUCUCAAACUUGUGGUCUUUGACAUCUAUCAGCCACUCCUGAAUCUGAUCACAAAGCCCACUGAUAAUGGGUUCUUUGAGUCAAGGAAGGCUUGCUGUGGUACAGGUACAAUAGAAACCUCCCUGCUUUGCAAUGCUAGGUCUGUUGGAACCUGCUCCAAUGCUUCACAGUAUGUGUUUUGGGACGGAUUCCAUCCCUCUGAAUCAGCUAACCAGUUGUUGGCUGGUAGCCUACUUGAGCAGGGAAUCAACCUCAUUGGUUAAAGCUAUACUCUUACCACUGUUAAAACUCUGCCAUUCCACUUCUGUAAUCUUCUUCUAUAAAUAUAGAUGAGAGUAGAGAUAUUUAUGUGGAUCUGGUAGUUUUAGUUUGAGUGUUUGGUUUUCUAAUGGUGUGAUACUUCUCAUUUCUAUCAUGGAAAUUUGUUCGUGUCAAUCCUUAUAUCAAUAAGAUGAUUACAGUUCCAUUA
Messenger RNA from Vitis riparia (riverbank grape), 1308 nucleotides. Its product is annotated as GDSL esterase/lipase At5g03820-like. The record is from RefSeq and is a predicted model, not a curated record. Bases 47 to 1102 code for a protein of 351 amino acids. Gene Ontology annotation, molecular function: hydrolase activity, acting on ester bonds. Lineage: Eukaryota; Viridiplantae; Streptophyta; Magnoliopsida; Vitales; Vitaceae. The transcript is spliced from 5 exons.